Musca vetustissima is the source of this 1512-nucleotide messenger RNA. Its product is annotated as UDP-glycosyltransferase UGT4-like. The record is from RefSeq and is a predicted model, not a curated record. Gene Ontology annotation, molecular function: UDP-glycosyltransferase activity. Bases 1 to 1512 code for a protein of 503 amino acids. Lineage: Eukaryota; Metazoa; Arthropoda; Insecta; Diptera; Muscidae. The transcript has 3 exons.
AUGCGCUUCACUAUAGGUUUAGUGGCAUUUUUGAUAUUCAUUGGUAAACAAGCGGGCCAAACGGCUCGCAUAUUGUCUAUAUUUGGUUUUGAAGGUCCAGCACAAUAUGCAUUUCUUGAACCGCUUCUACUUAAGUUGGCUGAGCGUGGCCAUUCUGUAACGUCCAUUACAAAUUUUCCACAAACUGCAGAGGUAAAAAAUUUGCGUUCGAUUGCAAUAGAAGAGAAUUUUAAGUUCAAUAGAAGUAAGUUGCACAAUGUAACUCGUGGAAUAAGUAAAGAAAUUGGUUUGGACCAUUUCAAUACCACGGGCGCAAUGUUUAAUCUUGGAUUUCAAAUGUGUGACAAUAUUCUCCACAAUGCUUUAAUACGAGAUCUGAUGGAAAGCGAAUCAUUCGAUUUGGUUUUGUGGAAUUCAAUGUUCUCCGAAUCGCUAUAUGGACUAGCUCAACAUUUUAAUGCACCAAUUGUGGGCAUUUCCACCAUCGGGUCAAGUUCCCCUCUAGAUAGUCUAUUUCGAAACUCUGCACCUCUCUCGUAUGUGCCGAGUCUAAUGAUGGCCCAUCGUUACGAUGAAAAUAUGAGCUUUUUGGAGAGAUCUUUAAAUGUGGUGCUGUGUGUGCUUGCCACAGUGUUUCAUGAUUACGAAUUUAUGCCAAUGAACAAGAAAUAUUAUCAAUCUCGUUUUCCAAAUGCCACUAAAACUGUGGAACAGGUGCAAAAGAAUAUAUCAUUGGUUCUAUUGAAUGAUCAUCACACCAUAAGUACACCCAAGCCGUACGUACCAAAUAUGAUUGAAGUUGCCGGGUUACAUAUUCCCGAGGUACCGGAACCCUUGCCCAUAGACAUUCUGACAAUGCUUCAAACCCAAGGAGGUUUCAUAUAUGUUGCCUUGGCCGAACAUUUCCCAGAUAAUGUGAUGCAGAUUGUUUUGAAUCAAUUUGGCAUGAUGAAACCCAUGAUAUUAUGGAAUACCCCGCAAUAUCCAUCCGCAGUAUUGCGCGUACCCGGCAAUGUAUAUUUCUUUAGGAAUUUAUCGCACCACGGUAUUCUCAGCCAUCCAAAUUGUAAAUUACUUAUAUCUCACGGUAGUUACUUAAGUGUUGUCGAAAGUAUUCACUAUGGCAUACCGAUUUUGGGUCUAAAAAGUUCUCACAUUGCAACUGGUGAAAUGUUUAAUUUUGUGGAAAAAAUCCGUACUGGAAUUUCAUUGAAAAUUUCAGCAAAAUCAUUGCAUGACCAAGAAAUCUAUAAGGCCAUAGUUGAACUUGUGCAAAAUGAAAAAUAUAUGAAAUUGGCAAAACUAAAAUCAUUUCAAUUCCGUGACAGACAGACUACACCAAUGCAGACGGCAAUUUAUUGGAUAGAAUAUGUUUUGAGGCAUAGCGGAGCCCCACAUCUCGUCCAUUUGGGGCACAAUCUGAAUACGUGGCAAUUUUAUAAUAUCGAUGUUAUCAUGUUUUUCGUCAUAACGCUGUUUGUGAGCCUGUUGCAACAACCGACAACUGUUUAG